AUGGCGUCCUCCAGCGUGGCACUGAUCUUGCUAACCUUAGCUUUAGGGUCGCUGCUUCUCGUAUGGUGGGCACGACGACGGCCUCGGGGCCGGAGCGUGUGCGUAGUGGUGCUCGGAGACGUGGGCCGAAGUCCUCGGAUGCAGUACCAUGCGCUGUCCCUGGCCCGGCGCGGCUUCGACGUGACCAUGCUGGGAUACUGUGGUUCCAGACCUCAUAGUGAACUCUUAAGCAAUAAGAAAAUUCAUAUUUUGGACCUGCCUGAAAUUAAGCGAAUUCCAGUUGGUCCCCAGAUAUGUCAGUAUGGUAUAAAAGUUGUUAUCCAGGCUGUAUACCUUCUGUAUGUCUUGCUUUUAAAGACUUGUCCAGUGGUUUACAUUUUACUCCAGAAUCCACCUGGCCUGCCCAGCAUUGCUGUGUGCUGGGUUGUGUGUUGUCUUCGCAGGAGCAAACUAGUCAUUGACUGGCACAAUUAUGGCUAUACCAUCAUGGGUCUGACACAUGGCUUUGCCCACCCUCUUGUACAGCUAGCUAAGUGGUAUGAAAAGCUCUGUGGCCGCCUGUCAGAUCUGAACUUGUGUGUGACCAAUGCAAUGAGAGAAGAUUUGGCAAAGAACUGGAAUAUAAGAGCUGUGACAGUCUAUGACAAGCCAGCAUCAUUUUUCACCUGUACUCCACUAGAGAAACAGCAUCAUCUCUUCAUGAAACUGAGCCACAGCUACUCUCCAUUCAAAGCAUGCACAGAGCCCUUGGACCCAAUCUUUGAGAGAUCUGCAUUCACAGAGCUCAAUACUAGGAGCAGGAAAGUGCUACAACUUGAUGGGAGACCAGCUUUGCUGGUCAGCAGCACGAGCUGGACAGAAGAUGAAGAUUUCUCCAUCUUGCUGAAAGCUUUAGCAAAGUUUGAACAAUGGAUCGUUGAUGGAGAAAACCUGCCUUCUCUCGUCUGUGUGAUAACAGGUAAAGGACCUCUUAAAGAGCAUUAUGGCCAGAUCAUCAACCAGCUGUGCCUAAAGCACAUUCAGAUCUGCACCCCAUGGUUGGAAGCUGAAGAUUACCCUUUGCUUCUUGGAUCAGCAGAUCUCGGGGUCUGCCUCCACAAAUCCUCCAGUGGCCUGGAUCUUCCCAUGAAGGUGGUGGAUAUGUUUGGUUGCUGCUUACCAGUUUGUGCAAUACAUUUCCAGUGUUUACAUGAACUCGUGAAACAUGAAGAAAAUGGCCUGGUUUUUGUGGAUUCUGAGCAGCUUGCUGCUCAGCUGAAGAUGCUCUUCUCAGAAUUUUCCAGGCCUGAUAACAAAUUGAACCAGUUCAGAAAAACCCUUAAGGAAUCCAAACAGUUGCGCUGGGAUGAGAGUUGGGAACAGAAUGUUUUCCCAUUAUUGACUCACACAUGAAGACUUUGGCUAAAAACUCAAAUUCAAUAAACAUGUUUUAAAUAAGAACUUACUCAAGACACCUUGCUAAGGUGCUGGAAAUACAAAUUAUAAAGAAUUACAUUCCUGCUUUUAAGUAAUACUAGUUUUACAGAGGGAAGAAACAUGAACACCCAACUGUAAUACAUUAGGAAAUGAUUAAAUACAUAGGAGAGGUCAAAGAAUAUCUUGAGAUUCAGAGAGGAAGGAAUUCUUGCUGAGGAGAUUUUGGAAAGCUUCAUGGAAGAAAUAUCAUUUGAACUAGGCUAUGAUAAAUCCCAAUACUUUACAUGCAUAUAACACUUGAAGAGUCCCAAAGUCAAAGUAACAAUAAGCAGGAUAAGAGGUAGUUGGGAGCCUGAACUAUAGUAGUAAGAAUGGAAAGGAGAGGUGACUGAUAUUUUGGGACAUGAGAUUCAAAGAUGACUGAAGAUUUAAGCUUGGGGAAAAAAAUGUAAAAUUAAGAUGUAUUGGGGGGAGGGGAGUUGGGGGAGUGGCAGCAGCUGGUUAGUUCAGUGAAUUGAGAGUCAGGCCUGGAAAUGGGAGGUCCUAGGUUCAAAUCUGGCUUCAGACACUUAC
Gracilinanus agilis (Agile Gracile Mouse Opossum) is the source of this 1989-nucleotide messenger RNA. It is a transcript of the gene ALG1, whose product is annotated as ALG1 chitobiosyldiphosphodolichol beta-mannosyltransferase. The record is from RefSeq and is a predicted model, not a curated record. Gene Ontology annotation, cellular component: endoplasmic reticulum. Gene Ontology annotation, molecular function: mannosyltransferase activity. NCBI's taxonomy places the organism in Eukaryota, Metazoa, Chordata, Mammalia, Didelphimorphia, Didelphidae. The transcript is spliced from 13 exons. The coding region runs from base 1 to 1392 and encodes 463 amino acids.